Messenger RNA from Capsicum annuum, 2833 nucleotides. RefSeq names its product subtilisin-like protease SBT1.5. The coding region runs from base 362 to 2764 and encodes 800 amino acids. The transcript has a single exon. Gene Ontology annotation, molecular function: serine-type endopeptidase activity. Lineage: Eukaryota; Viridiplantae; Streptophyta; Magnoliopsida; Solanales; Solanaceae. Gene Ontology annotation, biological process: proteolysis. The record is from RefSeq and is a predicted model, not a curated record.
AGUGAGUUUUCUUUUUCAUAUUUUAAUUCGAUUUCUUUAGAACUUUUUUCCAUCUAUGUUCCGAACUCUAGUGAUUACAUUUUUUAUUUUCAAAAAAAAAAAAAAAACUCUAGUGAUAAAGGGUAAGAGAGAGGAGAAGAAAGAAAAGAUUCUCCACUUUCUCAUUGAGAAAGAAAAAUUUUAGCUACCAGGAAAGUUCAUGCUUUUGUCCUCAUCUCUCGUCAUGCUAAGCUUGCAGGCAGUAGACGUUUUCUUUUCAAUUUCUAACUCUUUUCUCAUACUCCGGAGAUCUUAUAUGUGUAUAUAUAUAGCUGUAUACCCAAGUAUAGAAACUGUAAUCUCUUUCCUUUACUAAGACAAAAUGGGUCGUCGAUGUCACCCUCUUCAUGAUGUUUUGUUUCUCACUUAUACUUUCUUUUUAGUACUCACUAACGCUAAUACAACCAUCGGAAAUAAGCAAUCAUACAUUAUUAGAGUCCAAAAUGACUUGAAACCUUCUGUUUUUUCUGAUGUUGAACACUGGUAUAGUUCCACCCUCAGAAGCCUAAGUAGGAAUAUUCCUCUUAAAUCCGACACUACUACUGAUGUUGAUCAAGAGGAGUUCCUUCAUGUGUACAGAACUGUUUUCCAUGGCUUCUCCACAAGACUCACUGCAGACGAGGCCCAAGAACUGGAAAGUCGCCAUGGCGUUCUCUCAGUUUUACCCGACCUGCUUCGCCAACUUCAUACCACUCGUUCACCUCACUUUCUGGGGUUGGAUUUAUUAUCAGCUUCUCCGACGUCUAAUCUUGUAACUGAGUCUGAUUUUGGUUCUAAUGUUGUAAUCGGUGUGCUCGAUACGGGUAUAUGGCCAGAACAUCCAAGUUUUCAUGAUCAAGGCAUGGGACCAAUUCCAUCCUUUUGGAAAGGAGAGUGUACCCAAGGGCAAAAUUUUACAAAAGCUAACUGUAACAAAAAGAUUAUCGGAGCCCGAUACUUUACAUCUGGCUACGUUGCAAAAAUGGGGAGGAUAAAUUCCUCUACUGACAUAGAGUCCCCCAGAGAUACUGAUGGGCAUGGAACGCACACAGCGUCCACUGCAGCUGGCAGAGCCGUCGGGGAUGCUUCUUUACUAGGAUUUGCUAAAGGGGUUGCUGUCGGUAUAGCACCCAAGGCUCGUGUUGCUGCCUACAAAGUUUGCUGGAAAAGAGGUUGCAUGGAUUCUGACAUCUUAGCGGGAUUUGAUAAAGCUGUGGAUGAUGGUGUCAAUGUCAUCUCAGUCUCCGUAGGUGGUAGUGCUGUUCCUUACAAUCUCGAUCCCAUAGCGAUAGGAUCUUUUGGAGCAAUGGAGAAAGGCGUUUUUAUCUCUGCAUCAGCAGGCAACGAAGGUCCAAGAUCAAUGACGGUGACGAAUGUAGCUCCAUGGAUUACAACUGUGGGAGCUAGCACAAUUGAUAGAAAGUUUCCUGCUGAUCUUGUCCUUGGAAAUGGAAAGAGAAUCACUGGCGCGUCGUUAUAUAGAGGUGAUCCUUUACAUGACAAUUUUCAUCAUUUACCCUUAGUAUAUGGUGGAAAUUCUUCAGUGGGUUUAAGAAAUGGUGCUAGGCAUUCUAGUAGCUUCUCUGCAGCAACAUGCAUGCCGGAUUCUCUAGAUAAAGAAAGUGUGCAUGGGAAGAUUGUAGUCUGUGAUCGCGGGGGCACUCCAAGAGUGUCGAAAGGAGAGAUCGUGAAGGAUGCCGGUGGUGUUGGAGUCGUUGUAACAAAUGUAGCCCCAAUGGGAGAAGGCCUAAUUGCAGAUGCACACUUGAUCCCUGGUCUCGAUGUGACCGAGUCGGCCGGUAUCCUCAUUCAUGACUACAUUAACUCCAACGACAAUCCAACAGCCACUAUGACUUUCUACGAAACUCGAGUUGGGGUAAAACCGGCCCCUGUAGUUGCAUCUUUCUCGUCAAGAGGACCUAGCGCUGAGUCAUUUUUUGUUCUCAAGCCGGAUGUGAUUGCACCUGGAGUGAAUAUCUUAGCUGCUUGGCCGGAUGGCGUGGCACCUACUGAGCUAUCAUCUGAUACGCGCCGUACACAAUUCAAUAUUGCUUCGGGAACAUCUAUGUCUUGUCCACAUAUAUCCGGUUUAGCAGCUUUACUCAAAGGAGCUCACCCGUACUGGUCACCAGCAAUGAUCCGCUCAGCUCUCAUGACAACAGCAUACACCCAAGAUCAAGAAGGCAAUCCAUUACUGGAUGAAAAAUCCAAUAACAUUUCAACGACGUUAGAUAUGGGUGCGGGACACGUAGAUCCAGAAAAGGCUGUUGAGCCUGGGUUGGUAUAUGAUAUAACAGUUGAUGAUUAUUUGAACUUUUUAUGUGCGUCUAAUUAUAGUGGUAAGGAUAUUAGACAGAUUUCUAAGAAACAAGGGAGGUGCGUAGAGAAGCAUGAUCAUAAACCGUGGAAUUUGAAUUAUCCGGCAAUUUCAGUAGUUAUUGAUUCGGCGCAACUGCAGGAAGCACCAAAAGUCCAAGUGACAAGGAUUGUGACACAUGUUGGUGAGGCACCAUCGACCUACACAGUGUCGGUGACAAAUCCUAAAAGUACGAUUAUAACGGUAACUCCAACCAGUAUGAAAUUUAGCGAAAGGGGUCAAAAACAAAGUUAUAUGGUCCAAAUUAAGGCUGAGAAAUUGGCGGUGAAAACUUUAAACUCUGUGGUAGAAGUUGGAAAGUUAACUUGGUCAAAUGGGAAACACCAUGUGGUUUCCCCUCUUCUUGUUGUUUGGAAACAAGGGUUGUGAAAUGAUAUGAAUUGCAUCGAUUAUCUAUAAAAACUAGCCAGCUUACGCCCGGCUUAAAAAUUUUAUUUA